UGCAGUCGGUCGUGUGUGUGUGUGUCCGUGUGUCCGUCCGUCCGUCUGUCCACCGUUUUUCUCGGUAACCGCGGCAACUCUGAGCGUGAAACGUGGACAUAUUAUCAAGUAGGAGGCAUGCAUGGUAAAAUAAGAUUCUGGAGCGGAGCCCGGGGAAGCUGGCGAAACGGAGGGCUGCCGAGUGGAUGCAGUGGUGACGUUUCGAGACAGAGGUAAUUUAGCAGCACUUUGAUUCAGAGGCUCAUCAUACACAAGUUCCUCUCUUUUUGCUGGUACCAUUCCAUAGGCUGUGUUACUGUGGGUCUCCACCUUCUUACUGUAUGCUGAUCUGUCAAGAUGGCAAAUGCAGGGCGGAUAUCAUUGUCUACUUAACUAAACCAAAGUUUUGUAUACAAAUCCAGCCU
Molecule: messenger RNA, 404 nt
Organism: Geodia barretti
Lineage: Eukaryota; Metazoa; Porifera; Demospongiae; Tetractinellida; Geodiidae
Source: the annotation of a GenBank genome assembly